Histoplasma mississippiense is the source of this 1407-nucleotide messenger RNA. RefSeq lists its product with no specific name. Gene Ontology annotation, molecular function: protein binding. Gene Ontology annotation, cellular component: nucleus. Lineage: Eukaryota; Fungi; Ascomycota; Eurotiomycetes; Onygenales; Ajellomycetaceae. The coding region runs from base 1 to 1407 and encodes 468 amino acids. The transcript is spliced from 3 exons. The record is from RefSeq and is a predicted model, not a curated record.
AUGGUCAGCACAGGUAGAAUUGCCUGCAAGGAGCCGCGAGCAGAGUCCAGACAAACUCCAGACAAGGGGCUAGGGCUAUUCGCAACAUCCCAGAUACGGCCCAAGGACAACAUCUUCGCAAUUACCGCCAACUUCGCCACUGUCUUGGAUACUGCAAGACUGCAUGAUACGUGCUCAAAUUGCUUCGUCACGGUAGGUGACGAGUUAAAUCCUGACUUGUCAUUGAAAGCGUGUGCUGGCUGUCAUGUUGUUAAAUAUUGCGGAAGGAAAUGUCAAAUCGAAAGCUGGGCUGCAUCGCACAAGAAAGAAUGCAAGAUAUAUAAAGAGUGUCAGCCAAGGAUUCUGCCAAUGAAUGCAAGGGCUAUUCUUAGAAUAAUUUCUCAGCCGGACAAUAAGGUCUUGAAAGAAAUAUAUGAUACCCAUCGUGCAGUGUUUCGAACGCUUGGACACCACUUUUCCAAGAUGGACGAGAGGGGUGGCGAGCAGGCCCGUAGGAUUACUGUUAGCGCAGAAGCAUUGAAGGCAAUUUCUAACACGGAGGUUGAAUUAUCCACCCUUGUGGUCUAUUUUGCAAAGGAUAUUGCUCCAGAUGAGGAAAUAUUCAUCUCCUAUACUGAUAAUACCGAGCCGCUCAAAAAACGCCAAACUGAACUCCAACUACGGUAUUUCUUCGAGUGCAAGUGUCCUAAAUGUCUAAAAGGAACUUCAGCGCGUGAAGACCAGUUUCUCACGCCAGGGGGACCUUCUUGUCCCUCCCAAGAGAAGGAGGCACGUGAACUUCUCGCAAAGAGUAAGACACAGGGCGAAACAGUGAGAACCUCAGUUCAAAGAAUAGAAGAAGCAUUUGGCCUGUUGCACGCUACUAAAUGUUGGCCUAUAACUCGCCAACCCCUCCCACAACUUCUUGAUGAAUUUAUCGUGAAUCUACUGGAGGCUAAUUGCUACAAAUCCGCGUUCCUGGCUGCUGUUAUCCGGUAUCUCCAUAUCGACCCCGUCUUAUAUCCUAGCCGACUGCACCCUAUCCGCAAACGGAAUACAUGGGCCCUCGCAAAGCUUCUCCGGUGCAUCAAUCAAUCCCAAGAUCGCGAUGCAAGCCCUCCAACUCCGCAUCUUGACCAGCUCCAGCCCGACUUUGCAUGGAUUUGGUACGCUUUGCUCCAUGAACUUGUGGAGACAUACGAUGAUACACAAGGUCUUCAGCUUUUGUUGAACGCAGAGUAUCAGUCGAUUUGCGACGACAUGAUGCACUAUGGGGUCGACUUUAACACAGCCGACGGACGCCGAAAAAACAAGAUGGCAAUUACGAGCGCAUUGCAAAACUUGAGACAAGUAGCGGACGAGGAGCUGCCAAGGUUAAAUAACAAUGGUUGGAAAGUAAUUGGAACUUAUUUAAGUGACGCAGAAUAA